GGCCAUCAAAAAGGCUGUAUGAAUCGGAUAGUGGCACUGAUGAGAAUGAGACAGCCACAGAGAGUAGGCCACCACAAGUUAUUGACCAAGCAACAACGCCCAAAGAGUCACAAAGCCUACUUUCAUCUCCGCCUCGCUUAUCUGCACAGGCAUUGCGAGAGGCUAGCAGUGAUGUGCAAAGUGCUUCUCCAAUACAAGGUGCUUCUCAUACACCCUUCCGUGGGCAGAUUAUUGGGCCCACUGCUGUUACACAGAUUCUCCGAGUCUUGGAGACAAUGCGAGAGAAGAAUCGUGAAAUUAAGAUGAUGGUGCAGCAAAUGCUGUUAAGGUCAGCAGCAGAUGACCAACCGCUGCAACUUCUGAAAUAUAUCUCAUUCCCUAUUGGUUAUCCUGAGCAGAUGGAAGCAUUCGAUAAGCUUCUGGGAGAUCAGACAAUGCUCUCAUCUGUGGUGCGGUUCCUCUCAAUGUUUGGUAUGGCAGAUGUACGGGAAACUGUUGACAGCUUGAUGAAAGAAACCAUGUCAAAUGAACUGGCAAGAAUGUACAAUAUGAAGUGGCUGAAGGGGAAGAAAAAGUUUGUGGGCCUCUAGAUACUGAAUGUAUUGUAUAAAUGUGUCCAAAGGAACUUGCCGACAAAGGCUGCAACGAGGAAGGAUGUUGAAAUAGAGGUUUCAAAGUGGCUGGCUAGGGCGCGGGACCGCGAUGGGGGAAGGAAAGCAAGAAACAAAGUGUCAGAGACCUUACCUGAAGAAAAUGAAGGAAGUGACUAGACAUGUUUUUAAUUUAAAAAUGCAAAUUUAUAGAGGAUAUUUGUUUGUUUGUGUGUAAGAUGAAAUUUUAUAUCAUCAAGAGAGCUUUAAAAACAGUAUUCUCGUGAGUGGCUAUGCGCUCGUGAGAACACUGUUUUUUUAAAGUUCCUUCAAUGAUAUAAAAUUACAUCUUACACAACAAACAAUAAAGUGUCUUUUUAUUUUAUGCUAAUGAAAUUUCCUCAAUAUUAACGUUAAUAUUAAAUCUGUUUUCCCCACUGUUAACAUCAAUUUUAGUUGAAUUUAAGUCCAAUUUCUCAUAAAUACAGGAAGUCUUGGGCUGAAAAAUAAGUUUGACAAUCAACGUUGAAUAGCCAUGAUAUUAUUUAUUGAAUUCAAAAAAUUUGAAUGAUAAUAAAAUCUUUAAAAAGUAGUCUCGUCAUAAAAAAGUUUGAAAUUUUAAUCAUUUCACUGUGAAAUUCACAAAUAUAUUUUUCACGGAUGCAUCAGUAAUACACUCAAAAGCAUAAAAUAAAUGACUUUUAUUUUACAUUUUCAAACCUUUACUUCAUCUGCAUAUAAGUUAUUCCACUGAUUGAAAGUCAAUAUGUAUCAAGGUAUUUUUAAAAUGUGAUAAGGGUCAGAACUACAGUAAGCGGCUCAUUUGUUUAUCUUGUUAUACUUUUUGUUGCUAAUUUUAAUGUUUGAGGUCAUCAGCAUAGCAUGUCUUUCUUGUAAAUGCAAAAUUCUUGUCUAGUCAAAUUUUGCCUUCUAGUCAGUAUAUUCUGCUGCUAUGUUAUGUUUGUUGUUGACAUUAUAUGCUGUUUUUCUGUUGUCUAUAUGCUGUUGUUUUUUUUCCAUUAAACAUUGUUACUGUACGGAGGAAGGUAGUCUAGUACUGGUGUAACUCUCCAGAAACGAUGGUUAGGAAACUACCCGCCUAUAUGACGUAAAAGGCGUAAAAUGAAACAAACAAACAAAAAACAUUGUAAAUAUUUAAAUCAAGACAAUAAAUGCUUGGGAAAUGUUUUUGAUACUGAUCAAUACAAUUAUAACAUCUUGUCAAAACUUGACACUGACAGGGAACACAUGUAUUGAUAUGGUAUUAACCUUUAAAAUAAAGUUGAAAUACUUUACAAUGAUGAUUCUUGUAAUCUUUAGUGUUGUUAUUGUUGAAACUUAAUAUCGGAGAAAUUACUGAAACCAACUAUUUUUACUGACAAUUUUUUUAAUGAAUUUCUUCACAACAAAUUUGAUCUUUGUGUAAUAUCACAUUUUAAUUAUUAUUGAUUUUUACAAACUUGUACAAACUAUUUUUUACUUUUCAUCAGCUGCAUAUUUUGUUUACAUGUCUAUAAACAGUAUUUCAAUGUGCCAAGAUUUUGUGUUUUAUAUUUGUUACUUUUCAUAAGCUGCAUAUUUUGUUUACACGUCUAUUAACAGAAUUACAACCGUGCCAACCUUUUGUGUAUCAUAUUUGUUACUUUAGCUGCAUAUUUUGUUAACACGUCUAUAUAAACAGUAUUACAACCGUGCCAACCUUUUUUGUAUUACUUUUUGUUACUUUUCAUUAGCUGCAUAUUUUGUUGACAAUUACAACAGUGCCAACCUUUUGUGUAUUAUAUUUGUUACUUUUCAUUAGCUGCAUAUUUUGUCCACACGUCUAUAAACAGUAUUACAACCGUGCCAAGGUUUUUUUAAUUAUAUUAAUUUUUUUUCAUCAGCUGCAUAAUAUUUUGUUUACACAUAUAUGAACAGUAUUACAACCGUGCCAAGGUUUUGUUAAUUAAAUUAAUUUUUUUUCAUCAGCUGCAUAAUAUUUUGUUUACACAUCUAUGAACAGUAUUACAACUGUGCCAAGGUUUUGUUUUAUUAUAUUUGUUACUUUUCACGAGCUGCAUAACAUUUUUAGCUCGACUUUUCUAUGAAAAGGGGAGCUAUCCUACUCGCCCCCCGGCGUCGGCGUUGGCGUCACACCUUGGUUAAGUUUUUCGUACCACCCCACUUUAUUUCAGAAGUAUUACAAGUAUGGCUUUGAAACUUACCAUACUUGUUCACCAUCAUAACCUCCAUCUACAGACAAGAGUACAUAACUCUGUCAAGGUUUUUGACAGAAUUAUGGCCCUUUUUUGACUUAGAAAGUGUAUUGAGCUUGGUUAAGUUUUUUGUACCACCUCACUUUAUUUCAAAACCAUUGGAGGUAUUGCUUUGAAACUGACCAUACUUGUUUACCAUCACGACCUUCAUCAACAGACAAGAGGACAUAACUCUGUCAAGGUUUUUGACAGAAUUAUGCCCCUUUUUGACUUAGAAAAUACAUUGAAUAUGGGUAAAAUCCACUUAUUGCCUUAACCCUUUGAGAUAUUGCUUUGAAACUUUUAAUGCUAUUUCACAUCAUUACCCCAUCUGUACGCAAGAGAAGGUAACUCUGUCAAGGAUUUGUUUUAAAAAUUAAGGCCUUUUAUCGACUUAGAAUCUUGGUUAAGUUUUUAGUACCAGUCCACUUUUUGACUGAACUGUUUGAGAUAUUAAUUUGAAAGUUGGAAUACUUGUUUACCAUCAUGGUCCCAAAACAUGGGCAGGAGAAGGUAAUUCUGUUAAGGAUUUUAUUUGAAUUAUGGCCCUUUUUGACUUAGAAACUCAGUUAAGAUUUUCAUUCUUGUCCACUUGUUGACUUAACCAUUUGAGAUAUUACUUUGGAAGUUGGAGUUCUUAUGUGCCAUCAUGAGACCUAUCUGUAAGCAAGAGAAGAUAACUCUGUGAAAAUGUUUCUUGAUUUGUACUUAGAAAUUCCUAGUUAAAGUCUUGUGUGCCCUUAACUGUCAAAGUUUUGUUUUAUAGGCAAGCACUAAAAAAGUCGAGCGCGCUGUCCUUCUGACAGCUCUUGUUUUCUUCAGCACUACCAUACCAAAGUGUAAUACAUGGUUGUAAUGAACAACUUUUUACAUUAAUUGAUGUAGAUCUAUAUCAUUUGAAAAUGAAAGUAAUUGGUAGAUAGAAAUUUGUAAUGAAUUACAGUAAAUGUAUAAUACUUUUUCUAUGAAUUAUGUAGAAAGUUAAAAAGACAUUUGGGGUCAUACUGUUGAUUCACUGAAAUUUAAACAUUAUACACAUAUAUUUCUUGGAGUUCCAAAGACCUUCUGUAAAGUUUUACCAGUGUCUAGCAUAAGUUUUAUUUUUCCUUAUAGUGAUCUGUAAGAUAUUUAAUGUUAUAAAACUGCAUUUUUAGCUCGACUAUUCGAUAAGAAUAAGUAGAGCUAUUGCAGUCAUCCGAGCGUCGGCGUAACCACUUAUGUUAAAGUUUUUGUAAUAGUUCAACUAUUUUCAAAGUCCAUUGACAUAUGGCUUUGAAACUUUGCACACUUGUUCACCAUCAUGACCCAAACCUGUAGACAGGAGAAGGUAACUCUAUCAAGCAUUUUGACAGAAUUAUGCCCCUUUUUCGAGUUAGAAUUUACGUUAAAGUUUUUGUAAUAGUUCAAAUAUUUUCAAAGUCCACUGACAUAUGGCUUUGAAACUUUGCACACUUGUUCACCAUCAUGACCCCAACCUGUAGACAGGAGGAGGUAACUCUAUCAAGCAUUUUGACAGAAUUAUGCCCCUUUUUCGACUUAGAAUUUACGUUAAAGUUUUUGUAAUAGUUCAAAUAUUUUCAAAGUCCAUUGACAUAUGGCUUUGAAACUUUGCACACUUGUUCACCAUCAUGACCCCAACCUGUAAAGAGGAGGAGGUAACUGUAUCAAGCAUUUUUUUUACUAUCAAGCACUAAGAAUAGUCGAGCGUUGCUGUCCUACCGACAGCUCUUGUUAAUUAUUCUGUUCGUACAUUAUAAACAGUUUUCCAUUACAUGUUGCUUAUUUAGUGUACCAAAGUAAUAUUUACUACAUUUGUUGACAUCAGGCGUCCACAGAAUGUAUUUGUAUAUAUAUGAUGAUACACUUACCAUAAGUGAGAUUACUAAAUAAAGUUACAUUGUUAAAGCAUA
Ruditapes philippinarum (Manila clam) is the source of this 4734-nucleotide messenger RNA. RefSeq lists its product as uncharacterized. The transcript has 4 exons. The coding region runs from base 276 to 590 and encodes 104 amino acids. NCBI's taxonomy places the organism in Eukaryota, Metazoa, Mollusca, Bivalvia, Venerida, Veneridae. The record is from RefSeq and is a predicted model, not a curated record.